Microtus ochrogaster (prairie vole) is the source of this 1499-nucleotide messenger RNA. It is a transcript of the gene Hnf4g, whose product is annotated as hepatocyte nuclear factor 4 gamma. NCBI's taxonomy places the organism in Eukaryota, Metazoa, Chordata, Mammalia, Rodentia, Cricetidae. Gene Ontology annotation, biological process: regulation of DNA-templated transcription. The record is from RefSeq and is a predicted model, not a curated record. Bases 1 to 1398 code for a protein of 465 amino acids. Gene Ontology annotation, molecular function: zinc ion binding; RNA polymerase II cis-regulatory region sequence-specific DNA binding; DNA-binding transcription factor activity. The transcript has 11 exons.
AUGAGGGUGUCAGAGCCGAUGCUGGACAUGGACAUGGGAAACUACAGCGAAGUUUUGGAUCCAACUUACACAGCUUUGGAGUUUGACACUAUGCAGAUUCUGUAUAAUUCCAAUGACAGUUCUGCCCCAGAAACCACAAGUAUGAAUACCAACGACAGUGGUGUCAACUGUCUAUGUGCCAUCUGUGGGGACAGAGCAACAGGAAAGCAUUACGGGGCAUCCAGCUGUGAUGGCUGCAAGGGGUUUUUCAGGCGCAGCAUUCGGAAAAGUCACGUUUAUUCCUGCAGGUUCAGUCGCCAAUGUGUUGUUGACAAGGAUAAAAGGAAUCAAUGCAGAUACUGUCGAUUACGAAAGUGUUUUAGAGCAGGAAUGAAGAAAGAAGCUGUGCAAAAUGAACGCGACAGAAUAAGUACCAGAAGAAGUACAUUUGAUGGCAGCAACAUCCCUUCCAUAAACACUCUGGCACAAGCUGAAGUUCGGUCUCGCCAGAUCUCAGCCCCAAGCCCCAGUGCAAGUGCUGACAUAAACCUGAAGAGAAUUGCAAGCAUCAGUGAUGUCUGUGAGUCUAUGAAGCAGCAGCUCCUGGUCUUGGUGGAAUGGGCCAAGUACAUCCCUGCCUUCUGCGAGCUGCCUUUGGAUGACCAGGUGGCCCUGUUGAGAGCUCACGCAGGAGAACACUUACUGCUUGGAGCUACAAAGAGAUCCAUGAUGUAUAAAGAUGUUUUGCUUUUGGGAAACAACUACGUCAUUCACCGUAACAGCUGUGAAGUCGAAGUCAGCCGUGUGGCUAACCGGGUCCUCGAUGAGCUGGUUAGACCAUUCCAAGAGAUCCAGAUAGAUGACAAUGAGUAUGCGUGUUUAAAGGCCAUUGUGUUCUUUGACCCAGAUGCAAAGGGCCUGAGCGACCCCGUGAAGAUUAAGAACAUGCGGUUCCAGGUCCAGAUCAGCCUGGAGGAUUACAUCAACGACAGGCAGUAUGAUUCCCGGGGCAGGUUCGGGGAGCUGCUCUUGCUGUUGCCCACCCUGCAGAGCAUCACUUGGCAGAUGAUCGAGCAAAUUCAGUUCGUCAAACUGUUCGGCAUGGUCAAAAUUGACAACCUCCUCCAGGAGAUGCUGCUGGGCGGUGCUGCCAAUGAUGGAAGCCAUCUCCAUCACCCAAUGCACCCCCAUUUGUCUCAGGAUCCACUAACUGGGCAAACAAUACUUUUAGGUCCCAUGUCCACAUUGGUUCAUACAGACCAAAUCUGUAAAUGGUUGAAGGGGAGGGGAGAAGCAGCAACUCCGGAAACCCCACUCCCUUCCCCACCCCAGGGCUCUGGUCAAGAACAGUACAAAAUCACUGCGAAUCAGGCAUCCGUCAUUUCACACCAGUCCCUCUCUAAACAAAAGCAGUUGUGAGAAGAUGCUCGAUUCUGAAUGGUACUUUGUAAAUGUGAAACCCAUUGCUCUUGAAAUGUCUCAGGAUGGUAAUUUUGCCAACUUUUAGGCAAGGCUUGCUU